This is a messenger RNA of Helobdella robusta, 789 nucleotides long. RefSeq lists its product as hypothetical. The transcript has 3 exons. Bases 1 to 789 code for a protein of 262 amino acids. The record is from RefSeq and is a predicted model, not a curated record. Lineage: Eukaryota; Metazoa; Annelida; Clitellata; Rhynchobdellida; Glossiphoniidae.
AUGGCGAGUAAAUGUACAAAGUGCGUAAAAGUUACUAAAGACGGUGUGCAAUGUGUGCAAUGUUUUCAAUGUGAAAAUAUUUUUCAUGCAAAAUGUGUUGGAGUAAAUGAUGACGUUGUUGAGGUAACACGUACUUUGUUGAAUUUCAAAUGGUACUGUGAUAUUUGUUUGAAGACGGUAUCCAACAUUAGAUUAUUGACAAAGACAGUAAAUGAUAAUAACAAUGAAAUCAAGUUGAAAGUGGAUCAAAUUAAUGCUGCGAAUAUUUCGUUAAAACAUGAACUGGACAUAAUCAAAAAUAUGAUUAAAGAUAAUGAUUCAAAAUUAGAAAAGCUUGAUGAACCAGAUGAGGCACAGGAAAUAAAAGAGGGAGAAAAAAACAUUAUGAUGUUUAAUGUAACUGAAGGAGAUAAUGACAGAGAUCGAGUCAAGGAAAUAAUCAAGAAACUGUCGAGUGAUAUCAAAGAUUCUGAUAUGAAGAGAAUAAUAAAACUGGGUAAAAGGGUUGAAUCAACAAAUAGGCCAAUUUUGAUAGUGAUGGAUAACAUUUCAGCUAAAGAGUUGGUGAUGAAGAGUUCAUACAAACUUAAGCAAAUGUCUGAAGAACUUAGUAAGAUAUGGAUUGCCAAUGAUCUGACUGCUGAACAGAGGAGUGAAUUGAAAAGUUUGAUUGCUAAUGCAAAGUCAAGAGAAGCUGCAUGUACGGGAGGUUUUUUAUACAGGGAAAUGAUCUGGAAAUCGAAAAAGAAAUCUGGACUUUUUGUACUGAUCACCGGUGUCAAUUUGUAA